AGGAAUGGGUUCCUUCUAUUGGAUGUUGUCUCCCCAAGCAAUCCUGGUAUUGUUUUGCUUUAUUAGUUCAGUAUACAGUGACGACAAGUGCGAUGAUGACGAUGACGAUUGUGACGGUGGCAAUGGUGGAAUUGUAGUGGCACUCGUGUUUGGCUGCAUAGCAGGUAUUCUCAUUAUACUGGCGAUUAUAACCUUCGUCUGUGUAAAAUUUUGUAAGACAACAAGACAUGGUGCCGUGAUAAACCCAGACGGAGGGAAUUCAAAUCAAGUGACGUUUUCUCAGGGAUACACACACCGACCUCAGGUCUUUACCACUGGAUACAUGUAUACCACUCCGACUGCUCCACCAUACUCAGGGAUUACCUCUCAAACCUUCGUCCAAACAUCAUCUGUCUUCCCAGGCCAGAGCUCGUCCACAGGAAAUAUACCACCACCACCAUCUUAUGAUGAGGUUUUGUCCAAUAACACCUCGCCACCAAAGUACUAGUGGAAACCAAUUUGGAACAUAAAUAAUGAGUUCUGGUUUACAUAUUGACAGUGUUAUGGCUGCUGGGCAGCUUCCUGAAAAAGAACUAUAUUCUGUGUAAUUCUGUAUGAAUGGUUGCAUAAGUCACAGAGUUGUGCCAUUUUUAAUGUAUGAUAUAUAACUUGUAUACAUGUUUAUUUCUUAUAAUUUAAUAUAAAUUAUUGUGUUCUUUAAUAGGCAUGAAAAUUCUGUUAUCACAUUUUGCGAUCGGUGUGUUCCCCGA
Molecule: messenger RNA, 749 nt
Organism: Saccostrea echinata
Lineage: Eukaryota; Metazoa; Mollusca; Bivalvia; Ostreida; Ostreidae
Exons: 4
Coding region: 5-487 (160 amino acids)
Source: RefSeq, a predicted model, not a curated record